Hypanus sabinus (Atlantic stingray) is the source of this 14606-nucleotide messenger RNA. It is a transcript of the gene greb1l, whose product is annotated as GREB1 like retinoic acid receptor coactivator. Lineage: Eukaryota; Metazoa; Chordata; Chondrichthyes; Myliobatiformes; Dasyatidae. Gene Ontology annotation, biological process: kidney development; multicellular organism development. Bases 3753 to 9731 code for a protein of 1992 amino acids. The record is from RefSeq and is a predicted model, not a curated record. The transcript has 35 exons.
UAAUGUAAGAAAUGUGAAUGUAAACUUACAAGCUUUGGUGCUUAUUAGUAACUAAUCAAGGAAAGGAAAAUAAACACACCAUAUCCUCAAUGAGACUUUUGUUGCUGCACUAACUAGGACAAUUAUUUUAUAUAUUGUACUUUUUAUUGUCACUGAAUAUCCAAUGUUCACUCACAAAUAACAGAAGAAAAAAUAUAACCAGAGUGAAGCCAGUGUCAUUUAUUAUCCAAAUACUGAUGUAUACACGAGGUCUGCAAGGUUUUCAGAAUGUAUCAUUCCUCGUAACCAUCCAGCUGGCACCAAACUGGUGUCAGGCAUUUCCUGUGAAAACAUCUCACUGCUCUGAGGUUAUAAAAGUUAUUCGCUGCUUUAUUUGGUACAGUAUCACUAUGUAUCUUUUAACUAUGGGUUCAAAGAAUUGGGGAGCAGUACUGCAUGCUGUUCAGCAUUCAACACAAUCGUCCCUCAGAAACUGAUUUGAAAGCUUACUGGGCCUGAACACCACCAUCAGCAAAUGGAUACUAGACUUCCUGACUGGGAGACCUCAGUCAGUCUGGAUCAGAGGCAGCAUCUCCUACACCAUCACACUGAGCUGUGUGCUCAGUCCACUGCUGCUUACUCUGCUGACCCAUGACUGUGCUGCAACACACAGCUCAAACCACAUCAUCAAGUUCGCCGAUGACACGACUGUGGUGGGUCUCAUCAGCAAGAAUGAUGAGUCAGCUUACAGAGAGGAGGUGCAGCAUUUAAUGGACUGGCGCAGAGCCAACAACCUGUCUCUGAAUGUGAACAAAAGAGAUGGUUGUUGACUUCAGGAGAGCACGGAGCGACCACUCCCCGCUGAACAUCAACGGCUCCUUGGUAGAGAUCGUAAAGAGCACUAAAUUUCUUGAUGUGCACCUGGUGGAGAAUCUCACCUGGUCCCUCAACACCAGCCCCAUAGCAAAGAAAACCCAGCAGCAUCUCUACUUUCUGCAAAGGCUGAGGAAGUUCCACCUCCCACCCCCCCAUCCUCAUCACAUUCUACAGGGGUUGUAUUGAGAGCAUCCUGAGCAGCCUCAUCACUGUCUGGUUCGGAAAUCGCGCCAUCUUGGAUCGCAAGACCCUGCAGUGGAUAGUGAGGUCAGCUGAGAAGAUCACUAGGGUCUCUCUUUCUGCCAUUAUAGACAUUUACACUACACACUGAAUUCGCAAAGCAAACAGCAUUUUGAAGGACCCCACGCACCCCUCAUACAAACUCUUCUCCCUCCUGCCGUCGGGGAAAAGGCACCGAAGCAUUUGGGCUCUCACGACCAGGCUAUGUAAUAGUUUCUUCGCCCAUGCCAUCAGACUCCUCAAUACCCAGAGCCUGGACUGACACCAACUUACUGCCCUCUACUGUGCCUAUUGUCUAGUUUAUUAUUUAUCAUAAUGCCUGCACUGUUUUGUGCACUCUAUGCAGUUCUGGGAGGUCUCUAGUCUAGAGCAGUUUUUUUCUGUGUUGUUUUUACAUAGUUCGGUGUAGUUUUUGUACUGUUUCAUGUAGCACCAUGGUCCUGAAAAACGUUGUCUCGUUUUUACUGUGUACUGUACCAGCAGGUAUGGUCAAAAUGACAAUAAAAAGUGACUUGACUCGAUGCCAGCAGAAUUUCUGUGCAGGUCAUCUGAAGCAUGCACAUCAUAGGUUUGCCAUCCCGAGGGUAAUGGAUAAGUGAAAAGCCAUGUUUAUAGUGAUGGAACAAAAAUGAGAGUUAACAAUCAGAGGCAUGAGAAAUGAGGAGAGAUACUGUAUUGUGUAAGAAUAAGACUUCAGAUUAACAGGAAUAGAGAUCCCCUUACUAUUGCUACCACCUCAUGAGCCUCCACAUCCAACACAUCGUUCUCCACAACUUCCCCCGUUUUCAAUGGGAUCCUAACACAAAGCACAUAUUUACCACUGCCCACUCAGUCUCUGCUUCCCACAGGGUUGUGCCCUCUGUGAUUCCUUUCUCCAUUUGUUUCUCCUACUAAUCUCUCUCCUGGCACUUACCUCUGCAAGUGACAGAAAUGCUGCACCUGCCAACUCACUUCCUCCCUCACCUCCAUUCAGGGCCCCAAACAGUCCUUCCAGGUGAGGCGCCACUUCACCUGCAGAUCUGUUGAUGUCAUAUUGUAGGUGCUUCCGAUACUGCCUCCUCUACAUCAGUGAGACCUGACGUAAAUUGGGGGAAUCUCUUUGUCAAGCACCUCCACUCCAUCUGCCAGAAAAUGGAAUUUCCAGUAGUCAAUCAUUUAAUUCCUAUCCCCAUUCCUGUUCCAUCAUAUCAGUCCAGGCCUCCUCUUCGGCCUUGAUAAGGCCACUCUCAGGAUGUCGGAACAACACCUAAUGGCACAAACAUUGAUUUCUCCUGGCAAAUGUAAUUUUUUAAAGCAAUUCUUUUUUUCCUUUUCCCCCUUUCCCUCCUUGUCUAUUCCCCAUUUUGGCCUCUUACCUCUUUCCCUGAUGCCCUUCCUUUCUCCCAUGGUCCACUCUCCUCCUAUCAGACUCCUAGUCUCCAGCCCUUCACCUUUCCCACCCACCUGGCUUCACCUAUCACAUUCUAGCUUGUCCUCCUUCCCCUCCUCCUUUACCUUUUCUAUUCUGGCGGUCUUCCCCUUCUUUUCUAGUCCUGUUGAAGAGUCACGGCCAAAACCGUCGACUAUUCAUUUCCAUAGAUGCUACCUGAAAUGUUGAAUUCCUCCAGCAUUUUGUGUGUGUCUGGAUUUCUAGCAUCUGCAGAAUCUCCGGAGUAGUUUGUUGCCUUUAUGUGAAGGAUGAAAAACGCCAGUAGCAUUGAACUUACACCGUUGUUUUAACAUAUAAUUUAGCAAAACAAGAACAGAUGCGUAUAUGUUUAGAAAAGUUUGUAACCGUUCAAGAUGCGAUAAUCUCUUUGGGCUCACAGUGGAGCUACACAUUCGAACUCCAGUUUCCGCGGUGAAGUUUUUGACGUAACGAACCGUAGACAAAACCACUCCGCCAGAGGCAAAUACUAGAAUGUUUGGUUACGCAGCUUUAGCUGCUGAGUUCCAUGCUCUGUCUUUCAUUAACCCAUAAUAAAAUAUUACAAUGAAAAGCAUAGAAAAAUGUAUUUUGUCGUUGUUUUAAUAAAACAGAUCUCGCUGAGAUUUCUGGUAUAUCCAUUCCCCCCUCGAUGUGAUGGGUGGUGUAGCUCAGAGCCCAGGUUGUGUCACAGUGCUCCGAUCUGGAUUUGACCAUCUGCCCAAGACCCUUAGGUGGCGCAGAGCAGUCAAUCGAAUUUCCAUCGAAAACACAAAUACGGAAAGCGUAAUUCGAAAUCAGUGUUGCGGUAAAGUCAGAAAAACAAGGGGCAAUUAAGUCAUCACCUGACGUUAUUCGUAGGAAAAAGUGUACACAUUCAUCUGAAAGUAUAAUGAGCCAUUGUUUCUGCCGUUGAGAAGAUUACUGACCACACAAUCUCCAGCCUUGUCACUUUACCUCUUGUCACAAAAAAAAUGAAUGCAUUUUCAAAAGGGUAACUGACAGAAAAGGAGAAUGGAUAGCUGUUUGAAAUCGAUGGCGGAUAUGAAGCGGUCGUUCAACUCUGACUGUCUGCGGAGGACCCAACUCCAUCACCUCAGACUGUGCUGCACACCAGCUGUACACAAGCUGUAUAAUGUAAUUGGAUUUCGUGUUUAGUCUUGGGUCCCAUCCCCAAAGUAUUUCAUUAUAUAGAUGCAAAUAUUCUAAAAUACAAAACCUGAAACACUUCUGGCCCCAAGCAUUUCAGACCAUGGGAAAUUCAUAUGCUGGACAAAUGAAAUCUGCACGUUUUGAAGAGGCUCUUCACAAUUCAAUAGAAGCGUCACUUCGAUCCAACAGUAUUUCUCCUCAACCAAUCUUCUCUCAACUCUACCUUGAGUCAGAUCAACCACCUCUGUCCCCUGAAGAUGUCAAACCAAAGAUAGAGGACCUUGAUAAGGAAAUUGAAGUCCAUCGUUAUACACAGAGUAGCUCUUCUGGAUUCCCUGCUAUACAAGUCAGCAAUGGAUUGGAUAAUGAGGAGGAGGAGGAAGAAGAGGAAAUGUCAGAGUCAAACAGCCCACCUAUUUCCUACAUUCAGAAACAUGUUCCAGAGGGAUCCUGUACAACUGAUGGUUUCUGUCAGGCCGGCAAAGACCUGCGCUUGGUAUCACUCUCCACAGAACAAAUUGAUAUUCCGCCAGGUUUUGUUCUGGUAGGAGCCAAGUCUCCAAAUCUUCCUGAGCACAUUCUGAUUUGUGCAGUAGAUAAACGAUUCCUGCCAGAUGACAAUGGAAAGAAUGCACUUUUAGGUUUCUCGGGAAAUUGUAUAGGCUGUGGGGAGAAAGGAUUCCGGUACUUCACCGAGUUUUCCAAUCACAUCAACUUAAAACUGACAACCCAGCCGAAGAAGCAGAAGCACUUAAAAUAUUACCUCAUCAAAAACUCACAAGGUGUUUUCUCAAAGGGACCAUUAAUUUGCUGGAAAGAAUGCCGAACUCGUCAGUUGCCUAGCAGUUAUUCAUCUGCACUACCUUCAGCCAAGACUGUUGCUGCAGUCAGCGGUUCGACAUCACCUUCACCAAAUGCAGACACGGUCUCACCCAGCGCUUGCAGCACCACGGUUGCCAGCUGUCAGACAGAAUCGAUGUUCAGUCAUGGUUCAGCAGCAUCUUCUGCCAGUUUCUCUGGAUGUCAGGACCUGUCUCGGAGUGCAAAUGUAGCAAAACCUCUUGCCAUGGCCGCACAACAACCUGCAAAACCUCUCACUGCAGCUCCUUGCCCAAAUAACCAGUCACCUGGGUCUGUGCGAGUUAAUGGUAAUACCAAUAGUAAUGGCUCUGCUGGGAAAUCCAACGUUUUCAAUGCUUCUUUGUCUCGACCUCAACUUCUUUCAACUUCAUCAAGUCCAGGCUUGACGUCAGGAGAAAACAGCAUUAUGACAAGCUCUGGGCCACCUAAGAAGCGUCAUCGUGGGUGGUCUCCAGGCUCCCCCAAUGCUGCUCCCACAGUAGUCCCUGUUCCAGCUGUGAGACCAGUGACGAGAUCUGAUGCUACACUACCCGUGCCUGUUACUCAGUCAAUGCCAACUGGAAUUUUACAGCCACAACCAAUCUCUGCAGGGGAAACUGUCAUCAUCCCUGAAAAUUUAUUAAAUAAUUCUGGAGUGAGACCUGUUAUUCUCAUAGGUUACGGUGCUUUACCAUAUUUUUAUGGCAAUGUUGGUGAUAUUGUAGUAAGCCCUCUACUUGUGAAUUGUUACAAGUUUCCACAACUGACUUCAACUGAACUAGAACAGCUGGGGGUUUCCAACAGCCAGAUCCUAACAGUGGAAAAUAUGAUUCUCUUAACAAUACAAUAUCUGAUUCAGCUAGGUCCAGACCAAAUGCCUCUCAGGGAAGAAUUUGAACAGAUUAUGCUGAAGGCUAUACAGGACUCAAGCCUCAAAGAUGGAUACUUACAACUUGGAGGCCCCUCUUUCACUGUGUCUCCAGGACAGUUGCCCUGGCUUGCCCGACUUGCUGCCAGUGUUUCAAGAGAUCUGGUGCAAGUUGUUUUUUCUCAGAAUUCUCUGGCAGAAGGCAUCUCAGAAACCUUAAGAACAUUUGGUGAUGUACAUGUUCAACAGAAAGUACCUAACUAUGUGGUAGUCAUUUGUACUUCAAAGAUGAGAGGCAAUGAAUUUUGUGUGGUGGUUUUAGGUCACUAUCAAUCCAGAGUGUUAGCAGAGAGUAUGCUCACCACAACUGAGUUUCUGAAGGAAAUCAGCUAUGAAUUGAUUACAGGAAAAGUCAAUAUUUUGGCAUCCCAUUUUAAAACCUUGCCCUUUGGAGAUAAUUUGGACAAGUUCCUAGAUAAAUUUCAGCAAAAUAGAAACAAUAAUGUGGCUAUUCCAUUCAAUGGAAAUGUUUCUGAAUAUAUUCCGUCCGAUGAGGCUGCAGCAAUGACAUCAAAGCAAGCUGUUGAUUCAUAUACUGAAGUGUUCCAGAUCCAUUCGCCUCAACUCAUUGUUGCUCGUAAGCUGUUGUCUCAAGUUUGUGCUAUAGCAGACUCUGGAAUGCAAAACCUAGAUCUGGGGCGCUUUGCAAAAGUGGACUUCACCAUUUUAGUUCCUCCAUCAGAAGUUCUUUUCCACCAGACUUUGCAACAUAUUCAACAUUCAGGAGUUCUUGUAGAUCUGGGUCUUGAGGAAAAUAAUAUAGCUGAUCAAAGAGCUGAGAAAUAUAUUAUCCAGCUAGACCAUGACUUCCAGAACAAGUUUGAGGCUUUCAUGAAAAAGGUCAAACAGAAUCCAUACACACUCUUUGUUCUUAUUCAUGACAACUCCCAUGUUGAUCUUACUAGUCUUGUUUCAGGUUCCACAACUCAUUGGGAAUCCAGCCAGAGUCUGUCAGAUAAGUUUAUUAAUUCACGUGAGGCACUUGAGGCUUGCAACUUACUUAUGUUGCAGGUCAGCUCCUUCCCUUUCACUCUACAGACACAACAGUCCCGUGUUUGCUCAUACAAUGAGGUACACUGGAUACUCUCCAGCAACCCUGAGGAGCUCAGCAAUGAGGAGAUGGUGUACUUUGGUUUGUCCGAUUACAGGAAGUCUUUACAAUGGGGUAUUACAAGUCCAAUCCUAAGAUGUGAUGAGGCUUUUGAAAGAAUGGUGAAUACUUUGAUGGAAAGGUAUCCCCGAUUGCACAGUAUGGUGAUCCGAUGCUACCUGCUGAUUCAGCAGUAUUCUGAAGCCAUGAUGGCUGUAACAUCAAUGAAUUUGCUGAGAGAACACACUACACCUGAGACUCUGAGUAUUAUGGAUGACUUGAUCAGUUGUCCAGGGAAAGAUGAACUCGGCCGUGGACAUAUGCUUUUGAUAAGAGUCCCAUCAGUGCAGCUGGCAAUGCUUGCCAAGGAGCGACUUCAGGAUGUUCGAGAUAAGCUCGGUCUGCGGUAUCGCUUUGAAGUACUUCUGGGCAACCCUGCUGGGGAACUCAGUGUUGCCAAGCACUUUGUUACACGAAUGAAGGGAUGGAGAGGAUGUGAGCAGGACAAUUGGAACCCACUUACGUAUCAGGAUCUGGAAGGUCUCCCAUGUAUUGUAAUUUUAACUGGUAAAGAUCCACUUGGGGAAUCAUUUCCACGGUCCAUGAAGUACUGUGAUCUUAGGCUAAUUGACUCCAGCUACCUUACACGAACAACUCUAGAGCAAGAGAUAGGCCUUGCUUGUGGCUAUGUUUCUAAAAGUGCUGUCAGAGAAACUAUGGCGAUUUUUCAACGAACAGAAAAAGAUCAAGAGAAAGUUUUCAUCGAUGAGAAUGAAUCUGAUGAAUUGCAGAUUGAUUUAGAGAGACCACAAAGCAACAGCAGUACAGUCACUGGAACCUCAGGUUCCUUAGCAGAGAAUGGAGUGAGCUAUUUCAUUGCUCCUGACUCAUCACAGAGGCCUGCUUCAUCUCUUAGCUUUCAACACAUUGUGAACAGUUCAAUUGAUGAGGGCACAUCCACAUACACCUCGCACAUCUCAACUAGUGUAUGCAGUGAGGGCUGCAAACAGGAAAGUGAUGUAGAAGGGAAGGAAACUGCAAGCAGCACAGUUUCAAAAUCAUCCUCGUUAUCUGGAAAUUCUCGCCAAUCUAUUCUGGACAAGAAGGACCCAAGGACUCCACACCUCAUUUUUCCAAGGACUGUAAUUUUGUCAAAGCCAGUUUAUCAUCUCCUUGGCUCAGCACGAAAUGAACACCUGUGCUCUGCCUCUCUGUUGCCUCAUGCUGAUAUGACUUGGACUAGCCCCCUGAGAUCGCUGUUUCACAAGGACUUGAGCAGUGAAGAACAGUCACUUUACUAUCGACAGUGGACAAUUCCCAGGCAACAUCACGCGGACUAUAGCAAUAAAAGUGAGGGAAGUUCUGGAAACUUCCACCGUCGUCGAUUGUUAUUGACCGGACCUCCACAGGUUGGAAAGACUGGUGCAUACUUGCAGUUCCUUAGAAUUCUUUCCCGCAUGCUAAUAAGAUUAUUAGAGGUUGAUGUAUACAAUGAAGAAGAGAUUAAUGAAGAAAUGAAAGAAGCAAAUGAGCAUGUGCAAGGAACUAAUGCACAUUGGCCUGACAUUGAACUCUUCAGUAAAAUGACCUUUGACUACACAGUACAUGAUCCAAAAUAUCGCCAUAUCAGUUCUGUCUACUCAGACAAGCUGCCGAAGGUUAACCUAGAAAGUGGCAAAAGUUGCAGCUCAAGUGAUGGAUCAACAAACCAAGAGACCGUUUCUAUUAUGUUAACUAAAUACGCUGCAUACAACACAUUCCACCAUUGUGAGCACUGCCAUCACUACGUUGAUUUUAGCCCUGCAACACAGGUGUCGGAUUCUACACUGCAUGCGUUUACCUUUUCCUCCUCCAUGCUGGGAGAGGAAGUGCAGCUUCACUUUAUUAUUCCGAAGUCAAAGGAACAGUAUUUUAUCUUCAGUCAGCAGGGUAAACAUCUGGAAAGCAUGCGUCUACCUCUUGUCACAGAUAAGAAUUCAAAAUUAGUGAAGAGUCCUAUCUUUACACCUACUACUGGGCGGCAUGAACAUGGUCUUCUGAACCUCUACCAUGCCAUGGAGGGUGCAAAUCACCUUCAUAUCCUUGUGAUUAAAGAGUUUGAAAUGCCAUUUUAUCGAAAAUAUUGGCCCAACCACAUUAUGUUGGUAUUACCAGGCACAUUCAAUGGUGCAGGGAUUGGUGCUGCGCACUUUCUAAUCAAAGAGCUUUCAUACCACAAUUUGGAAUUGGAAAGAAAUCGCCAGGAAGAGAUAGGGGUCAAGCGGCAGUGUGUGUGGCCAUUUAUACUGGUCAUGGAUGACUCUUGUGUCCUUUGGAAUCUUCAUAAUGUGCAGGAAUUGACCAGCAGUGAAAGUAAAGAACCUGCGGUUUCCACAAAGAAUGUUUCCUUGAAGUUCUUAAUGCAACACAUUGAAGCCACACCAAAGAUUACUCAUUAUGCACUCUGUGGGAUUCAAAAGUGGAACAGCAAACUGACUGCUGGAAAACUGCAGACUCCAUUCUCUCGCUGCCACAUACAUGGUUUUAUAUUCCUCAAUGUUGAUCUGACACAGAACGUACAAUAUGAUCUAAACAGAUAUACCUGUGAAGACAUUGACUUCAAUCUACGGACAAAUAGUAGUGGCUUACUCCUUUGUCGGUUCAAUCACUUCAGUCUCAUGAAGAAAUGCAUUCAGGUUGGAGGACACAAAGAUUUUGUUAUAAAGCCUAAGGUCAUGGUGAGCGAAAGCCUCAGUAUGAUUUCAGCCUCACAGUAUGUCUGUGCUCCAGACAGUGAAAGCACAAUAUUGGCUGCUCCUGCCCAUUUUCUCCUGGAGAAAUUCCUACAACACACAAGUUACAAGCUGUUUCCUAAAGCUAUAAACAAUAGUAAGAAUCCAGUGUUGUCCAUUGACUGUUACAUGAACCUGGGUCCUGAGAUUUCUGUUUGUUACAUAAGUUCGCGACCUCAUUCAGUUAAUAUAAAAUCUGAGGAGGUGUUGUUCAGUGGACUUCUGCUCUACCUCUGUGACUCAUUUGUUGUUGCUGACUUUCUCAAGAAAUUCAUGUUUCUUAAAGCUGCCACACUUUGUGUGAUUUGUCAAGACCGAAGUUCAUUACGUCAAACUAUCGUCCGUCUAGAAUUGGAAGAUGAAUGGCAGUUCCGGCUGCGUGAUGAGUUUCAGACAGCCAACAGCAGUGAUGAUAAACCACUUUAUUUUCUUACUGGACGGCACAUUUAAGUUCAUAGAUAGCAGGAAAUAACAGGUGAAGGUGACGGGUGGCACAAUAACAGCAUAAUAGAGUACAAUUUAUAAUCCCAAAAGAAGGGUAAAGUGGCACAUUUGAGUAGAAACAAAAUUGGUAAUUUUUCUGGUUACCUAACUGAGGUCACUUUAUCAAACAUUUACAGCAGAACGGGGGCUGUGUGCUCAGUGUGUAAGAAGGAUCUAUUAACCAAGGUCAGUUUCUUCAGUAACUCCAGAAGGGAGUCUUGUGUGCGAUUUGCAAAGAAAAAGGAAUAUGUACAGCAUGAUAAAAUCAAGCAAUUCAAUUUUCAGAAAAAGGCAGGGCAAGAUGCGAAAUUUUUUUUUCUUCUUUAGAACCAAUCAAACCAAUGAUGAUUCCAAAACAUAAGAAAAAUAGAUCUGGAUCAACAAAUAAAGUUAAUGACUGUCAACAGAAAUACUUCACUGAAGGAAUGGAACAAAAUCAGUGGAGCAAAAACAAUUGAAGAUUGUACUUUAAGGAUCUCCAGUGUCACCAUUCUUACUGUACAUAAUUACAGUUAAGCUCAGGGUUUUGAAAAUAGGUGACAAUGGAGAAGGAUUAUCCAUAAUCACACCACAUACUAGUUUUUUUUUGGGGUUUUGUAGUGUAUGUCUCCAUGUUUAUUUGGUUCCUAACCUGACAAUAUUUUUAAGCAAGCUCUCAUACCUUCUGGACAUUGUAAUCUAAAUACUAGGGAAAUGUAAAAUGCAAUUACAUGCUGCUUUCAAGUGGGACUAUUGCUGAUUUUUUUUAAAUGGCAAUUGAUCCAGAAGCAUUUUCCUACCAGGGAUUUGCAGGCCUUUGUUAAUUUUUUAAAAUUUCAUGUACACAAUUGUCUUGUUUUUCAGACCUCUUCUUUGUAUCGUACAAGUAGUUGCAUGCUUGUAUUUAAUAUUUACAGCAUUAUUGUGUUUAAUAGUGCCUAUUCUCAUACAAUUGAUUACCAUCAUGCAUUGAAUCUGAUUUUGGAAAGUUAAAGCAAAUCCACUACAGGUAUUACUAAAAUAGUAAAAGCUAAUGGUGGAUGAUAUGAUUUUUGAUUUCCUUUUUGAGUAUGGUAUAUAUUUCUUUUUCAAAGUAAACGUAUACAAAUAUGACAUCUAAUGAUUCCUUGCUUUGUGCCUGUAAUAUGUAUUUUUAAUUUUUUUUUAUUGUUUAAAGAGAUAACCUUUGGGAAAACAAAUAUAACAUUGGUUUAAGUUGUAAUUCUUUUACUGAGUUAAUUCAUAACUUUUUGACCAUUUUUUUCUAUAUCUACAACAGUCUCUUUGCAGGGAAUGCAAUGAUAAUCUCAAUGGCAACUAAAAAAUAUAAAAUAUUAACUGUAUAAAAAUGUGAAAUUGCCCUAGCCCCUAACCUACCACUCUUCUCUCAGGCAACAGGAUUAUAGACUUAUAAUGCAAGUUGGUUUAAUAAUCUUUCCAAAGGUUGUUCAUUUGGCCUGCAACCACCUGGCAAGUUUGAAAUAAAAACAUUACAAAUUGAAAAUGAUCCUAUUUUAAUGGCAUUUUUCAAUUGUAAUUUAAGAAUAAACUGUAGGCCUGUCAACAGCAAAAUGUAUAUGAUCAGACAUCAAAUGAGCAUAUGGGCAUUACAAGUAGAUAAACAAGCUUUUGUUUGCUUUCUCACUAAUAACUAAAUCACACUAUUACUGCAAAUAAAUGAAUUAAAAUGAGUAAGAUUUAUCUUUUAUCUUACAAGGCAUUUCUCUUCCUCCCCAACUCCACUCCUUCAAGUGCUUGCAUUUGACACAAUAUUCAGAACAAUAACAGUCCUUGAAUAAAUUCUUUAUUCAUCUGUUAUGUAAGCUUUAAACAAAAGGGGCUUAUGGGUUUUAAUGAUAAUGCAUGUAAUUAUUAUUGAGUUGAAUUAUGUAAACAUGAAGGGCAAGUCUUAUUGUCACAGAUCUCAGGUAGUUUUGUACUACAUGAAUGUAUUGCAGAAGUUCAAAUUCUACUGACAGGAUAAAGUGCCACAUUUUGCAGACCAUGACCUAGACUAGAAGUAGCCUAAAAAAAUUGUAUGCUUCAUGCAGCAAAUCUUACAGAACCUGUCCUCAAUCUGUCAAUUCCAUUAAAUCGGUACAUUUUGCAAUGACUGAGAUUCUUCUAUAGCAUUACACCCCAGUCCUGUCAAUGAACUUUUUGCAUUUUUAUGACUGAAUGUAUGCUGUUAUCGAUGUACUUUAAAAUUUUUGUGCUUAAGAGGAAUACACCUGCAUUUUCUCUACUCCAGAUAUCAUGAAAAUGGUAGACCAAGUGAUUGAAAGACUGGACACUUGAAAUUCAGGCUGGAGUGAUAACUUUCAGUUUUAUAUCCCUUGCAAAAUUGUUCUCACACUGUUUGAACAGCCAAGGUCAUUUAAUGGUGUACAAUGUGGAGUGAAUGAUUUUGUUUUGUAGAUAAAUGCAUUUUGCACAUAAUUCAGCCCAUCUGGAACAUGUUGGUUUCAAAUGCUAAUUAGUUGUGGAGUGUAUUUUUCUAUUUUCCUUUUACUUAAUUUAUAUUGAACAUUUGUUAGCCUAUUUCCUACAAUGAAAUGUCUCCACAAAUUGUCUAUGCUGCAGAUUGCAGCCUCUGGUCUGUGUUUCAUUAACAUGAAAGAUUAUAGACAUUGUUUACAGAUUCAGCAGCAGCAACAUUCAAUUAGAGACAUACAGUACUGAAUUGGGCUCUUCGGCCUGAGUCAUUCUCUAUAUGCCCUUUAUGAUUUUAUGAACCUAUACAAGGUCACCUUUCAGCCUUUGGCACUCCAGUGAGAAUAAUCCCAGCCUAUCCUAUCUCUCCUUUAUAACUAAUGCUAUACUCUAAGCAAUAUCCUGGUAAAACUCUUCUGCAUUGUCUCUGUUGCCGCAACAUUGUCCUUGUAGUGUGCAAACAAGAAUCGUGUAUAGUACUCCAAAUGUGGCCUAACCAAUGCCUGAUUCAGCUGCAUCAUGUUUUAGCUCAGUCUCGUAGCAUAUUAAGGCAAGAAUGCUAAAUACCCUUGCCCUUACCCCACUACCAGUCUCCAUUUUCAGAGAGCUAUUAACUUGCUGUAUAUCCUAAGGUCCCUCUAUAUAACAAUGCUUCGAAGGUUCCUGCAGUUUACUAUACAUUAGAAAAUCCAAAUGCAUAACCUCGCACAUCUGGAAUAAAUUCUAUCUGUCCAACUUCCUAGCUGAACUAGGUCCUGCUGUAUCCCAAGAUGACUGUUUUUGAUAUUGACAACUCCGCCAUUUUUUCUGUGAUCUACAGACUCACUAAUCAUCAAUUUAUACAAAUUAAUGAAAAACAAAGAUUCUAACACCAAUUCCUGUAACACACCACUAAUUACAAACUUCCAUUCAGAGAAACAAGUAUCUGCUACUAAACUCUGCCUCCCAUCAUCAAGUCCAUUUCAAUUCAAUCCAAUUCAGUGGAUUCCAUGUGCCUCAACUUUCUGGACCAGCCUAUUGUGUGAAACUAUGUCAAAAGCUUAGCUCGUCAACAUAUGUUUACCAUUAUCUUCAUCAUUUCCCUAAAUAACCUCCUCAAUAAUCUCAUCAGAUUUGUAACAGGAUUUUCCAUGUGUAAAACCAUGCUAUUUCCCUUCUAAUAAAGCUCUGCCUUUCCAAUUGAUUGCAAAUCCCAUCUUUAAGGAUUAUUUUCCAAUAGUUUCCCCAUUAUGCAAGGCUCAGCACUGGUCUUCUUGUAUAUGGAAGACCAUCUGUUACCCUUCAGCCUUUCCGAUAUAACCUGUAGCCAAAGAUUCAAAAUAAAACCUCUGGGUUCCCCAGCAAUUGGUUAAUAUUUUUAACACCUUCCUGGUUCAAGCACAUUUCAGACUAUGAAGCAUUCAUCUUUCCCAUCUCUCCAUCCUCCUCCUUAGCAAAUAUUAAUGUGAAGCAGUCAUUCAGGACACCAAAGACUUCCUUUUUGAUCCUGAAGGGGCCUACUGUCAUUCAAAUAUAUUUGUAAAAGCUAUUUUUCUUUUUAAAUUUUGUUGGGCAGUGCAAUUUCAUAUCCUCAUUUUGCCAUCCUAACUGAUUUCUUAAGAUCUCUACGUAUCUUUUGUUAACUUAAAAGGACUUACUUGAUGACAAUUUUUCAUAACUCACAUAGAUUUUGUUCAUUUUCUGUGUAAGCCCUCACUUUGUUCCUUGAUCUUACCAUAUUUAACAACUUACACUUAGAAGCGCAUGUUGACUCUGAACUCCUGCUUUCAGAUACCUUCAACUGAUGUCAUAUUUCCCCUCUACAACUGCUGCAAAUAUUCUUUCAUCUUGUAAGUCAGUCCUUCUACAGCUUAAGACCUGAACUCUAGGUUCAACUUAUUGAAUUGUCAGUGUUUGCAAAAGAUCCCUCCACAGACGUUUCCACCACUUGCGUCCUCUUUCCCGAAAGUAAGGCAGAGUACAACUGUUUCCCAGUAGUAAUAAUAGGUUAAGACAUUGGGAUGUAGGAGACAAAGAGAUGAUCUUUUAGAGGUGUACAAUCAUGAGGGGCAAAGAUAGGCUAACUGCACAGUCUAGUUCCCAGGGAAAGUGAAUCAAAAACUAGACAGCAUGGGAUAAAGAUGAAAGGGAAAAGAUUUAAAUAGGGCAAGUUGUUCAUACAGAGGGAGGUGCGAAUAUCCAGAGAAUGUGGCUGAGGUAGGAACAACAAUGUUUCUAAGACAUUUAGAAAGGUACAUGCAUGAUGGGUUUAAAAGGCUAAACACAAGCAAAUUAAAUGGGCAGCUUGGUAGCUUGAACAAGUUGGGCCAAAUGGUUUCCAUUCUGUAUGACAAUCCAUGUUACUCUAAAACCCCUUCAUUUAAAAAAAUGCCACCCAAUCUCAGCUCCUUACAGUAAGGCAAUUGAGGUCAAUAUUGGGAAAGUUAAAAC